Molecule: messenger RNA, 168 nt
Organism: Prunus armeniaca (apricot)
Lineage: Eukaryota; Viridiplantae; Streptophyta; Magnoliopsida; Rosales; Rosaceae
Source: the annotation of a GenBank genome assembly
AUGGGUAGGCUGAGACAGAACCUGUUGUUUGUCUGGGAUCGAUAUGAAUGCACUGAUUCUGGGUUCAAGUCGCUGGAGAAUAAAAGGAAGCCUCUGUUUUUCAAAGAACUGGGAAAUUUGUGGAAGCAUUUUGAUGGGAAGUAUUCUGAAUCAGACACUGUUUAUUGA